AUGGUGGCCCAAAUGCUAGGGCUGGCCUUUUUAUAUCUCACUACCAGUGUGGACAUUACUCAUGCUGUCGAUAUCAAGCACAAUGGGGAGGUGGUGUACCAGAACACCAGCGUGUUCGGGGUGCUGGGCAGAGCGGUGAUCCUGGAGUGCGGCCCUUCCGUGCCGGACAUGUACAUCUGGGGCUUCACCAGGCCUGGAACUGAAGCCAUGAGAGUUGUAGUGUAUAACUUGGGGAAAGGACCAAAAAUCCAGAAACUGGCGAAAACUCUGGGACAGCUGAGCACGAUCUCGAACAGUGCGGCCUUGAACAUUGAUAGGCUGCCGCUGGCUGCUCACGGCUUGUUCACCUGCCAGGCCCUGUACGACCUGGAAGACGCAGAACCUGUGCUCUAUUUCUACUACGUACAACUCGUUGUCCGAGUCCCCGUCAGCAAGCCUCACCUCCUGGUGAGCGACGCCUCCCCGGUGGAGGGCUCCACCAUGUGGAUGCGCUGCAGCCUGGAUAACGGGACCGGGCCCAUACAGUACGUCUGGCAGCACGAAACCCGCCAGGGCAACGUCACCACCUUCGCCCGGGGCGACGGCAACCUCAUCAACAUCACCGACGUCAGCCGAAACCACUCCGGCUGGUACCGCUGCGUGGCCAGCAACACGGUGAACCGCGAGACGUCCAACCGCCUGUGGCUGGACACCAUCUUUGGACCAGAUGUGCCAGAAAUAAACGUGACUCCAUACAGUAUAACCGAACGGGGAUAUUCGGCACUGGAGAGGGAGACCGUCUCCCUUCUGUGUCAAGCCCAGUCCAACCCAGCCAGUCAGUACGUCUGGUACUACAACAACACCCAAGUCAACAGUGGGCCGCACUACACCAUCACCAAGGUUCUCCGCAUGCACACCGGCGACUACGCCUGCUUGGCGCAGAACACCUACCUCAACACUCGCUCCAAAAAAACCAUCAGCCUGACUGUCUACUAUCCCCCCGAUGGCUCCCCCUCCUGCUCUGUGGAGCCGGCUUUGAAUCACUCCUCUCUGAGGCUGCUCUGCUCCUGGCCAGGAGGAUUUCCCGCCCCUUCCCUCCAGUGGACUGGAGCCUUGGUGCACGCGCAGGAAGAUGAUGCUGACAAAGGGCAGCAAAGCAACCCAGUCACCAGCGCUGCUAUGCUGCUGCCCUCUGGAGGCUUGACUUCUAACAACAGCUUGUUUACAUGCGCCGGCUCCCAUCGUGCCCUGAAACAACCUGCAGAGUGCAGCACCCGCACAUACAUCCCCCCUGCUGAGCCUGUGUGUUUUGCUUACGUUACUCACAAAGAGUAUCUGAUGCUGUCUUGCUCCUGGGACGGAGGGGCCCCAAAAGCCCUGGUGUGGUGGGAGGGCCCAGGCGGCCUGAGCAAAGGUGGCGAGGAAAACUCCAACAUUCUUGUUCUCCGCUACGGCACGGCGCGCAAUGGGAAACCAUACACCUGCCACGCCAAGCACCCACUUCUAGUCCGCCCCAAGACCUGCAACCUCACUCUGGAGGCGCCCGUGCUGUUCACACAGCGCAGAGUCGUGUCUGUGUACGAGGGCAGCGAUGUGCAGCUCACCUGCAGCCUGCGAGCCAACUACCUUCCCUCCAAUGAAAUCACCUGGUUCAACAACCAGGGCGUCAACAUCCGGGACACCUCCAAGUACAGGCUGCUGCGGACCUCCGCAUGGGCCAAUCUGACUGUGAGAGACACCGACGAGGCUCAGGACAGUGGUGAAUACAGGUGCACUACCCACAAUGCAGUGGGGGGAACCGACAUCAACGUCACCUUAGUGGUUAAGAGGUACCCCAUGCCACCCAACGCCACCCUGAUCAGGGUGGUGUACAACAGCCAGCAGCGCAACGAGGUGGAGCUGGAGUGGCGGGUGGAGAACGAGGAGCUGGGAGAAUGGACGGGCUUUGUGCUGGAGCACCGAUGGGUGUCGGAGCGGCCGGGGAGGAGGGACAGCAGGAAUGAGUCUGAGGGGCAGGGGGAGGAGAGGAUCAGUCCUCCAGCCUGGAACCACAUCUUCGUCCAGGAUCCGAAUGUCAGGAUUCACAUAGUGGGGAGACUGACACCGACUGUCAAGUACCAGUUCCGCAUCAGACCGGUUAACCACCGCACCAUUGGACACCCGUCUGCAGCGAAGACUCCAGCGGAACCACGCUCCAAUCUGUACCCUGCUGUGAUUGGAGCGGCGAUUGGCGGGAUGCUCUUCGCAGCCAUUCUCACGGUGCUGCUGCUCAUCUUCAUAAUCCGCAAUCGCAACAGCAAUCCCAGGCUCCAUGACAUGCUGUUUGGCUCGCAGUUCAGUCAGUCGAGAGAAAACAUAAAUUUCCCAGAGGACGACGUCCACGGCUCGAACGGAGAACAGAUCGGUGAAUCGUCCAGUCCAGGCAAGACACAUUUCCAGAGCACAAUCGGUCCAAGCAUUUUACCCCGCGCUGCCUCGCCCUUCACCUCACCCCCGAGCGUCACCCCCAGCGCCCCUCCGCUCGAAGACGAUAACGAGCCUGUUAACGUCACCAUCACUGUCCAAACUACCGGCUCUUAA
Messenger RNA from Salarias fasciatus (jewelled blenny), 2559 nucleotides. It is a transcript of the gene vsig10l2, whose product is annotated as V-set and immunoglobulin domain containing 10 like 2. NCBI's taxonomy places the organism in Eukaryota, Metazoa, Chordata, Actinopteri, Blenniiformes, Blenniidae. Gene Ontology annotation, molecular function: protein binding. The transcript is spliced from 12 exons. The record is from RefSeq and is a predicted model, not a curated record. Bases 1 to 2559 code for a protein of 852 amino acids.